Molecule: messenger RNA, 1065 nt
Organism: Apaloderma vittatum (bar-tailed trogon)
Lineage: Eukaryota; Metazoa; Chordata; Aves; Trogoniformes; Trogonidae
Gene: WDR53
Product: WD repeat domain 53
Exons: 2
Coding region: 1-1065 (354 amino acids)
Molecular function (GO): protein binding
Source: RefSeq, a predicted model, not a curated record
AUGGCAGUCAAAUGGAUUGGUGGACAUUCAUCCUCUAUAUUGUGCUUGGAUGUAAACACGGAAGGGCUGGUGGCUUCAGGUGCUGAGAGAGGCGAGCUUACACUCUGGGAUGGAGGAGGCACUCCGACGGGACAGCUCCAGCUCCCAAAGGCAGACGACGUGACAUCCAUGGUGUUCUCUCCCCGCUGUCCCACCAGGCUGUACACCUCCCAUGGAGAAACUAUCACUUUGCUGGAUAUCCGGUCCCUCAAGGAGCCCAUUGAACGCUUCCAUGUGAAUGAGGAGGAGAUCAACUGCCUCUCAGUGAAUGAGACUGAGAAUUUCUUGGCUGCAGCAGAUGACUCAGGGGCAAUAAAGGUUAUGGACUUGGAAAACAAGAAAGUCAGCCGGUCCUUGAGACACUCAAAUAUCUGCUCCUCUGUUGUCUUUCGACCUCAGAGGCCUCAAAGCCUUAUUUCCUGUGGACUGGACAUGCAGGUUAUGUUGUGGAACCUGCAGAAAGCUCGCCCCCUGUGGACCACAAACCUGCAGGAGUGUGAAACGGAGGAAGACAGUUCCCAGUCAGCUGGCCAGUUCUUCAACCCGCCACUUGCACAUUGCCUGUCUGUCGCAUCGUGUGGCAACAUAUUUGGCUGUGGAGCUCAAGAUGGCAAAGUCAGAAUAUUCAGAGUGACUGGUGUCAAGUUUGAACGUGAGUUGGAGUUUCAGGGUCACAGCUUGGGAGUAUCACAGGUCCUCUUUAUGCCAGAAGCAUACUGGUUGUUGACUGGAGGAAAUGAUGGGAAAGUCUUGCUCUGGGAUGUCAGCAGCAGUGUUGGAAAGCAGCAGAAAAGUCCAGCAAAAUCUCUGCAGAGAAGGAAGUCGCAAGCACCUGCUUCCACCAGAAAAGAUGGAAAGCUCAACAAAGUGGCCUCAAAUGAGCAUGCUAGAGUUUUACCAAAGCUAACCAUUGAGCAUGGAGAGAAGGUGAACUGGAUCUUGUGCACAGAGAUCAAAAGCUCCAAGAUGGUAUUAGUUGCUGAUCAGAGUAAUUCUAUAUCUGUGUAUCCGUUGCCCAAGCCGUAG